Molecule: messenger RNA, 4794 nt
Organism: Brassica napus (rape)
Lineage: Eukaryota; Viridiplantae; Streptophyta; Magnoliopsida; Brassicales; Brassicaceae
Product: zinc finger protein ZAT5-like
Exons: 1
Coding region: 1919-3073 (384 amino acids)
Source: RefSeq, a predicted model, not a curated record
AAAGUUAAUAUUAAAAUAUCAAAGGUUUGAGUUUUUAAUUUAUUUUAUAAACUUUUUUUUAUAAAGAAAUAAGCGAUCUAUAAAGCAAAAUAAUUUGAGAAUUCCCAUAUAUAUGUCUAACAACUGUUUCUUUUUGAAACUUAUGUCAAACAACUUUUUUUAUAAAGAAUAUUGCACUAGUAUGUUUUUGGCCGAAACAAUAUUACUGAAAGUAUGUACUAAUUGUGCACUCCAUGUUAUCCAGUCGACUCUUACAUAAUCAUUGGGAUAAACAAUUAUUGGCCACUAUCGUUUUAAGCUAAUUAUUAGCCACAUCCAACAAUGUAGAGUAGACUUUUUAGAAAAUAACACAGCACCUAAAUUCACAUAUUUAUUGGUUUCUUAUUACUUAGUAAUAUUCUUUACGUGAAGUGGGUGCUCUUCACAUCAUGCAACAUGAACAAAUCGGCAUAUACUUCAUAAUACGUACACACGCCAACAUGUAUUAACUAUAUUACUAUUAUAUAUUAAAAGUUUAAAACUGUAGUUUAAAGUUGUUGGGACAAAAUAUCAGUUGACAAUAUUAACCGGCCAAACAUAACACCCUACUCCAUUCUCACAUAAAUUCAUAGUUGACAAUAUUAACUGAACUCACCGCAUUUGAAAAAUGUAUAUAACACACAUUGUUGAUGUUAGCAUGCUGGUUAAUUUUCCACUUGAUUGAUUCAUAUGUUGGUCAUUUUUCUUCUCAUGAAAUUACACGUUUUGGAAUUUGUUUCAAACUAAGAGAAUUGGUCAUUGUCUAGUUAUGCUUCCCCAGUUAUUGUCUCAACUCUCAAGUCUGGUUUGAUAAGUCGUCGUACUCUUACGACUUAUUGGGUGGACUUUAGUUUUUUCUUUCGUAAGUCAUUAGAAAUUAAAUAGAAGAGUAUUUAUACGCUAAACCAACAUGUGCAAAGAGAUGCGUACGUAGACGUAUAAGAAAUAUGCCAAAAAUAUAAAUAAACAAAACAAAAUAAAAAGGAACAAUAUGGGAGUGGAGUAAUGGUAGAGAGAUAGGAAGGCAGAGCCGUAGGUUCCGUGAGAGCCAGGCUUGCAUUCUUAUUAAUUUAUACAUUCGUUCACCAUAAGUAACCUCUAAGCCUCUACUUCCAUUUUAUUUUAGUGUUUUUGGCUUAUCAUUUAUAUUUUCUCAACGAUGGAAGAUCGCAUAAGAAUAUUCAAAACUAGUUUUGGUAAUAUAUAGCUGUUGUAUGAAACUUAUAAGGGAUAUACAAUAUAGCAUAUGAUUAGUUAAAAUUGGAUCGUUAUUUGUAUCAAUCACAAGAAUGUCAUAUAUUCAUUGUCAAUAACACAAGAAAAUAUAUAUUGAGUUAAAGGUUAGUUCCAGAUUAUUAAAAACAAUGAUAUUGAUCAGUUUCGGUAAUUAACCGAAAGAUGUUGAUCGCUUCGUAUUAGAAACAUUUGUAUUUAGAUCUCUAACCACAUGUUAUUAUCUUUUUAAGAGGCCACGUGAUUCUUUAGGCAUAACAGAACUAAUCCAAGAAUAGGUUGUUUAUACAGAGUAAAAGAAAGGGAUGUUGAAGAGACAAAUAAUACAUUACUCAAGUUAUUGUCUAAAUUUACACAUAAAAAUUGUAAUAGACAAUAACAGAAGUACUAAAAUUUAAGAGGUUGCUAAAAGACAAGUCCAACAUAUUCCACACACUUGAGAAUGUGUUGUCUCCCUUUGACUCCUCUCCAUAAAUCACUCUCUAUUUAUGUAUGCAUCUCUCCAAUCCACACACAUACAUCUCUCUCUCUCUCUUAACACACAUAAACAUCCUUAGUUUAUAUAUUUGUAAUCCUCACCAUCUCCAUCUUCAAAUUCAACUCUCUCUAAUUCAUCUUCUAGCUCUUCCCUCUUUAAUUACUUUUUUUGAAUCUAUCUAUAUAGCCAAUGGAAACAGCAGAGGAGGCGAUAUCGGCAGCUAAGGAGCAAGCCUUGAUCCUUAAAGGGAAGAGGACUAAGAGGCAGCGUCUGCAGUCCCCAAUCCCUUUCUCUAUCGUCCCUCCUAUGUCUUCUCAAGAACCUGAUGUGGAAGAAGAGUCCACCAGUCUUGUUUCCAAGGAGAAGAGUCUCAAUGAUGAUAUUAACACCAACAAGAAUGAUAACAACGUUUUGAUCAAUGGUGUGACAUCUCCUGCCUCUUCAUCUUCUAACAACAAUGCAACAUUAAAGACCGCCGCUGACGAGGAAGACCAAGACAUGGCUAAUUGUUUGAUCCUCCUCGCCCAAGGUCACUAUACCCCUCAACAACAACCACAACAAACAAGACAGUUUAUGAUGAGUUACCAAGAAUCUGGUAAUAACAACAACAAUGCGUAUAGAUCUAGCAGCAGAAGGUUCCUCGAGACGUCUUCACCUAAUGGAACCACGAGUGGAGGCAGAGCCGGUUACUAUGUUUACCAAUGCAAAACGUGUGACCGGACUUUCCCUUCUUUCCAAGCUCUUGGUGGCCAUAGAGCCAGCCACAAGAAGCCUAAAGCCGCAGCGGGUCUUCACUCCGACCAUGACCUCAAGAAGUCUAUAUACAACGACGCCGUUUCUCUUCAUCUCAACAACGUCCCCACCGCAACUCCUAACAACAAUAGUAGCCACAGGUCGCUUGUGGUAUACGGCAAAGCGGGUAACAAUAAAGUCCAUGAAUGUGGGAUAUGUGGAGCUGAGUUCACGUCCGGACAAGCCUUAGGUGGUCACAUGAGACGUCAUAGAGGCGCAGUGGUGGCCUCAGCAGCAUCCGCUUCCACCGCAACGGUUAGGGUUGCGGCCACUGCGGGUACAGCAAACACGGCCUUGUCAUUGUCACCUAUGUCGUUUGACCACAUGUCGGUUCAUCCGGUUCAGGGUCCGGUUAAGAGAGCGAGGAGUGCGGUUGUGUCGUUAGAUUUGGAUCUGAAUCUACCUGCCCCGGAAGAUGUGAAUCGGGUCAACGGGUUAAGCUUUGCUUCAAAGCAAGAACAGGAACAUGAACAUGAACAAACGCAACAGAGAGAAGAACAAAAGUCUAUUGUUUUGUCUUCGGCUCCUACAUUGGUGGAUUGCCAUUACUAAAUCAAAUAUUCAAUACCCAAAUUCGUUUAUUAAUUUUUUGAAAUUUUACGCAAAAAUUUAUGAACCAUUUUUUUUUAAAAAGUUACUGAUUCCUUGCUUGUACAAGAAUUGCAAGAUUCCUUUUUUUUACUUCAUUUCAAAAGAAAACCCUAUCAUUAUACAAAUGUGCAUAUGCAUAGAUGCUAUGUAAUAACAUCUACGCUAAUGUAAGAUUUUUUGGUUGAACAAUAAAACUAAAAAUAAUAUACUCCACGUUUUGUUACAAUACACGGUGUAUACAAAAAAUAUUUUUAAAAAGUAUAAUGUUAACUCUCUCAAAAAAAAAUGUUACUAACUUUAUCAACGUCCCAAAACUCAUGCAAAUCAUUAAAAAAUGCAAGUUAUUUACUACAAUCGCAAUUCACAAGUCGCAACACUUUCUGGUAUGGGACUUUGUCCGUCCUCUAAAUGGGCUAUAAAUGAAUGAUGGGCUUCAAAAGUAUCCUAUAAUGUCAAAAGAAGUUAGGCCCAGGACUAAACACGAGGUUCGAACAAGUAUGAGGCAGAAAAAGUUUUGAUAUUUUAGCAUUUUGUCCUUUAUGGGGACAGUGGUGUGACGGGUGUCAGUUAGCUGACAACCUAAAUAAAUAAAAUUUUAAAUUUUGUAUUUUACUGUUUCAAAAGUUAUGUGAUAUGAUAAUUUGAUAUUUUCGUUUUGAAACUCCUUGCUUCCAAUAUAGUUAAAGAACGGAGCAGACCCAAACAAAUAAUGCAUGUUAUCAUUACUAUUAUUAUUUUAAAAUCUAAAUGUUGAGAGAACAAUUAUAUCAAUAAUUUUUGGAUGUGAGAAAACGCAAUUUGAAUAAACUUAAGAGAAGUAAUAAUAAUGAAUUGUUAUCAACUAUAACAAAAAAAAGUAAACUACGAACUAAAAAUUGAAAGAAAAAUAGAUUGGACUUGGACUAUUAGUAGAUUGGUAGAUAGAACAAAGAAGCAAAUUAAAUGAAGAUGAAUAAAUAUUAAGAGAAAAUGGGGAAGAUGAUGAUUCGUGUGGACCAAGUCUUCUCUUCCUUUAGCUUGCCUUAUUGGUAAAGUAUCCUUUAGCAAGCAAACGUACCUGUCACUCCUUUAUUUUGUUUUCACCUUCUAUUCUCUCAUUAACUUCUUCUUCUUCUUUGGGUCAACUUCUCAAUAACUUUUGUGUACGUUUAGAUUAUUUUAUCAACAAUCAGUGUUACUAUACUAUAUUUUAAACUGAUGAUAUCUCUGGAACAAAGAAAACGACAUUAUCCUAAUAAAAGAAAAUUUCUUAAUUUUAAAAGGUUAGAUAAAAUUGGAUACUGUUUCAGUUUAUAAGUAAGGGUUUAAAAUAUUUAUUUGGUAUGGAAAUUGAACCAAAAUUUCAAGGUUACAUAAAUAGCAUUUUUUUCUAGAAAAUUACAAAAAUAUAUCGAAAACAAGAUGCUUCGCAUUUUUGAUGAUAUAUUAAAAGAGAAUAAUAUCAUAGUUUAACCAUUUUCUGAAAAAAACUAUCCUAUAUUUUACAUAUAUAUCUACCAUAAAUAAUAUUUCUUUAAGCGUAAAAUUUAUAGUUGCAUAUUAUUUAAUAGAAUAUAAGAUAUUUUCUACAAUGCGCUUAGAAAAAAAUGAAUUAUAAAAUUUUAUUCUAUUUCGUAAAAAAUAUCAUAUUUAAUUUAAAUAAUAAAAUAUUUUUUUGGACAAAGAAUAAUAAAAUAUAUUAC